AUGGGCUGUUAGAGAGAAAAUGCUAAAAAAUAACAAUGAAAACGCGUGUCUGGUCCAGACUUUGAAAACCCUCACGAAAAUCUUUUGAAAUGCAUACUUAGAGCUAUCAGUGAAAAGAAAAAUUACAGAAAGUUGAUUAUAUCGAACAAACAAUGUGUCAUGAAAAAAAAGACUUCAUCGUUAAAAAAGGACCCUUUUCGAUGGCGAAAACGUUUUCCUGAGAAUAGAAACCUUCCGACUUAAGUUCUUUCUAAACAUGCACAAGAACAAUGAGAAUUUCCUGAAAUAUUUUCUAGUUGAAAAAAAGUUGAGGGAACAAGAAAAAGUUGAAAUUUGACAGAACCAAAAACACUUCCAUUUUAACUCGUUGAAAUUGAAAAAUAAACUUUGAAGACAGCCGGUGGUUCUCGUCACGAAACAAAUUUUAAAUUUGAAGGUGCCAUUCCGACACAAUUAUUUCUAAAAAGGAAACUUCUACAAUUGCGUGAAUGUGGCGGUUUUGAAUCAAUUACGGUGCUCAUAUUGUCUGCGUAACUUUUUAAUGCACAGAAUACUUUCGUUUACGCGCAACUUCCUAUUUCCCUACCAAAUUUUUUUUUUUUUCUAUUUCUGUAAAAUGAAUAAAAAUGCGAAAGGCAACUUUUUCAAAGCCUCCUCAUUGUGUUAGCUGUUUCAUUCUUGCUCACCACAUUUAUUUUAUUCUUUCUGUUUUUUUAAAAGGUAAUUUGUUUUAUUUUUUUCGCAAAUACGUUCAUUUUUUUCAGAAUUUCGAUACUUCAGAGGAAGCGGGAUUGUUGCGAGUUCCGUUAAAAGCCUUGUUCCUUCCUACUACCGCUGAUAUUAAAGUUAUGUGAAUGCCAUAUUUUUUAAUGUAAAAAACAUUUACAGAUAGGAAAGUCUCGCAAAAUUACAGACGAGCCUAUACCUAUUUUUAGUGAGUAUAACUUGUUCUGAAAUUCUUCUCAGGGUUUUAAUAGACGAAAAAGUAGAAAAUAAUUUCAAAUAAAAAAAGGUUACAAACCUUCGUGAUUUGUGAACUGAAUUUGAAUAGAAUUUUAACCUAAAAUCUCCAAAAUCAGGUAUUUUCGUGUAACCGACCUACAGCACUAGCUCACCUUCUUUCUAGACUUCUUUUUGUAAGUUCUUGAAAAAAAUUAGUUUAAUUCGUAACUUUUUUUUAGGGUGCGAGGACCCGAAAGGAGGGAGAAAUUCCCUAUAGUCGUCACUCAAGAUUGCGAUGAUUAUUUUGUCAGAAUGGUUGCUCUAAAGUUUGGCCUUGAAAUCAAAUAUAUCAGGGUGAAAAAUUUCCCAAUUUUAUAUGAAAAAAAUUUUUCAAUUUUCAGCAGAAAAAAAGACGGAAAUUCAUAUUCCUGCGGAUGAAACAAAUUUCGAAACUUAUUACCGUAUCGCUCAACAUUAUAAAUCAGCAAAUGACUAUAUAUUUAUGGAAAGAAAUUUCUCUAGUGUCAUCAUUUUGGAAGGUUUUCUUUGGUUGAUUUUUCAUAAAGAGUUAUUUUCAGACGAUUUGACGAUAUCCGACGAUUUUUUCGAAUAUUUCUCGGCUACUCGAUAUUUAUUGGAUGUGGAUCCGAGUUUGUGGUGUGUUUCCGCGUGGAACGACAAUGGAAAAAGUGAUUUUUUUCUUCGGUUUUUCGAAGAGGUUGAAGUAUUUUUUUUCGAAAUUUUUUUGUAAAUUGUCUUAUUUUUCAAAUUGUUUUUAGAAACUUCAUGAAAGUAUUUCGCAUGGAAGUGUUAGUUUAAAAAUUUUUUUCUUAUUUUUUUGUCGAUUAGAGGGAAUUUUCGAGUUAUUCAAAAACGGUUAUAUACUGGGAAAAUUUUUAGGGGCCACUAUAGGGUCUAGACGUUUUGGUGGCCACUAUAGUAGACAAAUUAGUGGCCACUUAAGGGGUUAAAAAUUAGUGGCCACUAUAGAGGUCUAAGUGCUACUAUUAGGCCAGAAAAAAUUUUAGUGGCCACUAUAGGGUUUAGACGUUUUGGUGGCCACUAUAGUAGACAAAUUAGUGGCCACUUAAGGGGUUAAAAAUUAGUGGCCACUAUAGAGGUCUAAGUGCUACUAUUAGGCCAGAAAAAAUUUUAGUGGCCACUAUAGGGUUUAGACGUUUUUGGUGGCCACUAUAGUAGACAAAUUAGUGGCCACUUAAGGGGUUAAAAAAAUUAGUGGCCACUAUAGAGGUCUAAGUGCUACUAUUAGGCCAGAAAAAAUUUUAGUGGCCACUAUAGGGUUUAGACGUUUUUGGUGGCCACUAUAGUAGACAAAUUAGUGGCCACUUAAAGGGUUAAAAAAAUUAGUGGCCACUAUAGAGGUCUAAGUGCUACUAUUAGGCCAGAAAAAAAUUUUUAGUGGCCACUAUAGGGUUUAGACGUUUUGGUGGCCACUAUAGUAGACAAAUUAGUGGCCACUUGAGGGGUUAAAAAUUAGUGGCCACUAUAGAGGUCUAAGUGCUACUAUUAGGCCAGAAAAAAUUUUAGUGGCCACUAUAGGGUUUAGACGUUUUGGUGGCCACUAUAGUAGACAAAUUAGUGGCCACUUAAAGGGUUAAAAAUUAGUGGCCACUAUAGAGGUCUAAGUGCUACUAUUAGGCCAGAAAAAAUUUUAGUGGCCACUAUAGGGUUUAGACGUUUUGGUGGCCACUAUAGUAGACAAAUUAGUGGCCACUUAAGGGGUUAAAAAUUAGUGGCCACUAUAGAGGUCUAAGUGCUACUAUUAGGCCAGAAAAAAUUUUAGUGGCCACUAUAGGGUUUAGACGUUUUGGUGGCCACUAUAGUAGACAAAUUAGUGGCCACUUAAAGGGUUAAAAAUUAGUGGCCACUAUAGAGGUCUAAGUGCUACUAUUAGGCCAGAAAAAAUUUUAGUGGCCACUAUAGGGUUUAGACGUUUUGGUGGCCACUAUAGUAGACAAAUUAGUGGCCACUUAAAGGGUUAAAAAUUAGUGGCCACUAUAGAGGUCUAAGUGCUACUAUUAGGCCAGAAAAAAUUUUAGUGGCCACUAUAGGGUUUAGACGUUUUGGUGGCCACUAUAGUAGACAAAUUAGUGGCCACUUAAGGGGUUAAAAAUUAGUGGCCACUAUAGAGGUCUAAGUGCUACUAUUAGGCCAGAAAAAAUUUUAGUGGCCACUAUAGGGUUUAGACGUUUUGGUGGCCACUAUAGUAGACAAAUUAGUGGCCACUUAAGGGGUUAAAAAUUUUAGUGGCCACUUUAGGGGUCAAUAGAUCAACAUAACUGGUCCAAUCUGUUUGUUUUGAAAUUAUCAGAGUUCCUGGAAGGAAUACUGGAUGAAAAACUACUGAAGUGGCCACUAAGACGGAAAAUAGUGGCCACUAUAGAGUCCUCCCCUAGUAGUCCUUGGCGAGCCUCUAUAGUGGCCACUAAAAAUUUUCCCAGUAAACAUUGACUUUUUCUUUUGAUACUUAGGUUUUCAGUAAUAUUAAAUAAACCUGUUCUCAUAAUUUGACUUUUUUUUUAAUUGACGUUUUUUUUUGGCACUAAGCUUUUCCUUAGUCUAAACUUAUUUUUCUCAAAAAUUUACCUUUUCUUCCGAAGAUUUUUUCUAAAAAUGGUCUGAAUAAAGCCACAAAUUGUUAAUAUUCAGCCCGAUCUGAUCGAUUUGAAAGGUUCCGAAAAACUGCACCGUACUGAUUUCAUGCCUGGCCUCGGCUGGAUGAUGACUUCGUUUGUUUUUAUUUCAAAGUUCAAAAAAAAAAGCAUUUUUCAGAAGAUUAUGGCUGGAAUUGAGAGAUAUUUGGCCGACGAGGUUUUGGGACGACUGGAUGCGGUUUCCGGAGAGGAGAAAAGUCUAUUGAUUUUCAUUUUGCUUGUUUUUUAUCAUUUUGUGAAAAAUUCGGCACUUUUAUUGUGUUUGAGAAUUGUAGAUCUAGUGUUAGUGAAAUUUCAUCAAUUUACGAAAAGGUGAAGCUGUGAAAUUUUGAAAAAUGUCCUCCUUUUCAUCUUUCAAUUUUCAAAAUGAUUUUCAUUUUUUUCAUUUUUGUUUCAUUUUUUUCAAAUUUUUUUCCCUUUUUUUCCAAUUAAUUAGGAAGCAAACUUUGAAAAAAAGUAAGAAAAAUUUUUAUUUUUUUAUAAGAAAAAAACUUUGUUGAAACUCCGAUUUUUUUCAACUUUUUGUAGUGUUUUUAAAGAUCCGUAGACGCAAUUUAUCGUAAUUUACAGCGAUUUAAAUUUCAAUUCUGAUUUCGAAGUGAUUAAAUUCAGGGAAGACAAUGCAUUCGGCCGGAAAUCAGCCGGACCGGAAUGUCUUUUUUUGGGCCAGAAAGGGGCUAGCAGGUGAAAAAAAUUAGAUUUUCUAUCAAUUUUAUCACAAAAAAUUUUUUUUUAAUGGUUUUUUUGCAAAUCCCUGCAGUGGUUAUGUUCAAUUGAAACGUGGAAAUUGAUAAAAAAAUUUUUUUUUGAGAAUUUUUUUCAAUCAAUAUUAAUAAAGAAAGCCAUGAACUUCACAAUUUUAAAAAUUUUCAGAGGCCUCUUCUACGAUCAGCACUUGUCGAAGGUCUUCAUAAAUAGGAAAUUUGUCGAUUUUAAACAUCUCGAUUUGAAUUAUCUAUUAAAUGUAUGGUUUUUCAUUGAAAAGAAUACCUAAAUGGGAAAAUUUUUAGUGGCCACUAGAAAGACUGCUUGGAGAUGACAUUAAAGUGGCCACUAAACCCACCUCUAUAGUGGCCACUAUUUUCUGUUUUAGUGGCCACUUCAGUAGUUUUUCAUCCAGUAAUCCUUCCAGUAACUCUGAUAAUUUUAAAACAAACAGAUUGGACCAGUUUUGUUGAUCCAUCGACCCCUAAAGUGGCCACUAAAAUUUCAGGGAUACAAUUACUGAAUUUACACUGAAUUUGAACUGUUUUUUAAAGGAACUAUGAAUUAAAUUGAAAUCAACUGGAAUCGCUACUGAUACUGAAUUUACUUGACUUACCGUGAAUUAACUGAGUUUUUUUACUAAAUUUUAUGGAAUUUACUUAUUUUAUUGAAUUAUUAAUGAAUUUUCAACAUGAUUUUCUGAAUUUUCAUGGUAUUUUCAAGUGAUUUUUCGGAUUUCACAGAAAUAUCACUGAAUUUACUGGCUCGUUACUGAAUUUUCACUGACCGAACCGAACUUUUUAUUGAAUUUUCUGACUUUUCACGGAAUUUUUAUUGAAUUUUUCUAAUUUCACGAAAUUUUUACUGAAUUUAUUGAACUUACUGAACUUCUACUAGACUUCCAACCUGGUUUACUGGCUUUUUAUUUUUUAAUGAAUUUUGAAUCAACUACUGGGAACAUUUUUAGUGGCCACUAUAGAGGCUCGCCAAGGACUACUUGGAGAGGACAAUAAAGUGGCCACUAUUUUCCGUUUUAGUGGCCACUACAGAGUUUUCACUGAUAAUUCUAAAAUAAACAGAUUGGACCAGUUAUGAUGAUCUUUUGACCCCUAAAGUGGCCACUACAACUUUUAGUUUUCUAGUAGUAGCACUAAGACCCUUACCGUGGUCACUAAUUUUUAACCCCUUAAGUGGCUGCUAAUUUGACUACUAUAGUGGCAACUAAAACGUCAAAACCCUAUAGUGGCCACUAAAAAUUUCUCCCUAUUUGAUAUUUUCAGGCUACUUACAAUGAAAAUUACCACGCAGAAGUGAAUUCAGCGGUUUUGGCGACUUCCCAAAAAGUUCAGGAGGAAAUUGCCAAGAAGGAAAAAUUUUCCGGAAAAAAGUUUCGGUGAUUUUUUGAGUUUUGUUUCUGAAAUAAAAUAAAAUUUUGCAGAAUCGCCUACUCCAACGCCAGUGAUUUGUAUAAUUACUUGGCUAUUUUCGGCCUAAUGACCGAUUUGAGGGUGAAAAAGAGACAUUUUUUGAAGAAACAAAAAAAAUUUCCAGGCUGGUGUGGCCAGAACUGCUUAUGAUGGCAUUGUCAGCUGUUUUGUCGAAGGAAUUCGCAUUUUUCUGAUCCCGAAUAAGGAAAUUUGGACGGGUUAUAACGUUGCUUGGUCAUAG
Caenorhabditis auriculariae is the source of this 5990-nucleotide messenger RNA. The record is from the annotation of a GenBank genome assembly. Lineage: Eukaryota; Metazoa; Nematoda; Chromadorea; Rhabditida; Rhabditidae.